AUGGCCGCUGACACGAUCAGAGGCGAUGGGCUCUUCCAGGCACACGCGGCCCUCGCGGCCCUCGUAGAGGACCAAGAACAGUUCGACGAAGCCAGAGAACGACGAUUCAGCCAGUCCCCGCCUUCAUAUCGGUCCAGAUCGGGAACCACAACUCGAACAGACAGCCCAGCGCCUGUAGAUGAGGCGCUGGACAAUUACAAUGCGCGCAGAGACAAGCUCUACUUGGACUGGCUUGCAUCGAAGGCCGCCGAACAGUUCAACGCUCAGAGCCUCGAGGAGAGACGGCGCAUAGAAUCGACAGGCGAGUUUGUGGGGGCCGACAAAAGCGAGUUCGGUGUCGCAGCAGAACGGGUUAGAGAGCGCUGGAUCGAGCAGGGCAUCUGGGACGACAAGUGGUACGAAUCGAACCGCGAGCGAUGGGGUGAGCAUGUCGAUAAUGUACCUCUAUUGGACGCACCAUGGAUGCACGAAGUACCACUUGACGAUGACUCGGACACCGACGACGACUACUCGCCUGCGAAUUUCAAGUUUGGCGCCAAGAGGAAGCGACAAAGGACGGAAGAGGAGACGCGGCAAAAAGCUGAACGGCGCGCUGAACGCCAGCGCCAACGGGAAUUGACGCGCCCUAUCCACCAGUUCAACUACCAAGUUUCGCAAGAGCGCGAGCGGCUGCUGGAGGAGAGAGCACAGGAGACAGGCCACGACGAUCCUAUGAAGCGCUAUCCUCCCGACAUCAACACGCAAGCAUACACGGCAGUCAAAGACAGAUGGGUCAACGGGGGAUUAUGGUUUGAGAAAUGGGGCAUACUGCCGGGGAUGACAUGGCUGCAUGAACAUGACUUCGAGAAAGUGGUUGAAGAAUUGCUGGGUCCCCCUCCGCCUCCCCAGUCUGCCGUUCCUGAGGAAUCCGAUGGUUCGCCAACAGGAUCGCCAUGA
Molecule: messenger RNA, 936 nt
Organism: Diaporthe amygdali
Lineage: Eukaryota; Fungi; Ascomycota; Sordariomycetes; Diaporthales; Diaporthaceae
Exons: 1
Coding region: 1-936 (311 amino acids)
Source: RefSeq, a predicted model, not a curated record